Molecule: messenger RNA, 1464 nt
Organism: Brassica napus (rape)
Lineage: Eukaryota; Viridiplantae; Streptophyta; Magnoliopsida; Brassicales; Brassicaceae
Product: protein SGT1 homolog B
Exons: 9
Coding region: 166-1317 (383 amino acids)
Biological process (GO): defense response to fungus; protein stabilization
Cellular component (GO): cytoplasm; nucleus
Molecular function (GO): protein-folding chaperone binding
Source: RefSeq, a predicted model, not a curated record
GGAAUAACAUAUUGGCUAAGAGAUUGAAUAUCAUUAACGAUGCUUUAAAAGACCUAACAGAACUCGAAAGGUUUUUCUAAGGCUCAGAAACAAUAAAGUCUGAGGAUCUCGGGGUUCUUCUGUCUCUAAUCUUGUCUUAUUCAAAUCCUCAAAAAGAGUGAUUCAAUGGCGAAGGAACUGGCGGAAAAAGCUAAAGAGGCGUUCUUAGAUGACGACUUCGAUGUGGCUGUUGACUUAUACUCCAAAGCCAUUGACUUGGAUCCCUCUUGCGCCUCCUUCUUCGCCGAUCGUGCUCAGGCCAACAUCAAACUCCUUAACUUCACCGAAGCUGUUGCAGAUGCCAACAAAGCCAUCGAGUUGGAGCCUACUUUGGCCAAAGCUUAUCUCAGAAAGGGCACUGCUUGUAUGAAGCUAGAAGAGUAUGCUACUGCUAAAGCAGCUCUUGAGAAGGGCGCUUCCGUUGCACCUAAUGAAUCCAAGUUUGAGAAGAUGAUAGAUGAAUGCAACCUUCUCAUUGCAGAAGAAGAGAAAGAUUUGGUUCAACAGGUGCCACCGACUUUGCCUUCAAGCUCUACAACACCACUAGCAACCGCAGCUGAUGCUCCUCCUGUUCCAAGCCCUGCACCACCUGCCAAACCUAUGUUCAGGCACGAGUUCUACCAGAAGCCAGAGGAGGUUGUGGUGACAAUUUUCGCUAAAGGAAUACCAAAGCAGAACGUGAAUGUAGAGUUUGGUGACCAGAUUCUGAGUGUUGUAAUUGAUGUUGCUGGAGAAGAAGCGUAUCAUUUCCAGCCAAGAUUGUUCGGGAAGAUAAUACCAGAGAAGUGCAGGUAUGAGGUAUUGUCAACCAAAGUUGAGAUCCGUCUCGCAAAAGCAGAGAUAGUCACUUGGGCCUCCCUUGAAUAUGGCAAAGGGCAAGCUCUUCUGCCUAAACCCAAUGUUGCAUCAGCAGUGUCUCAGAGGCCGGUGUACCCAUCCUCUAAGCCGGGAAAAGACUGGGACAAGCUGGAAGCUGAAGUGAAGAAACAGGUUCCUCUUUUAGCUCCACAAGCUUGGCUUUACUUUAUUUCAUACUAUUUCUGCUUAUCGCUUUUGAAUGUGCAGGAGAAGGAUGAGAAGCUAGAUGGAGAUGCAGCUAUGAACAAGUUUUUCAGCGACAUAUACCAGAGUGCAGAUGAGGACAUGAGGCGAGCCAUGAACAAAUCAUUUGCAGAGUCGAAUGGGACGGUGCUGUCUACGAACUGGAAGGAGGUUGGGACAAAGAAAGUGGAGAGCACUCCACCAGAUGGCAUGGAGCUGAAGAAGUGGGAGUAUUGACCAUCUUUUUAAAUCCUCUUUUCUGUUUCUUUGUCAAAAAUUAUGACAAAUCUUUAAACAUAAGUUUCUUUUGGUUUUUGCUUGAAUCUGUCUUCUACAUUCUUGUGUUGUGUUAUGAGUAAACGUUAAAAGUUUUUUGUUCUGUUC